Molecule: messenger RNA, 984 nt
Organism: Linum trigynum
Lineage: Eukaryota; Viridiplantae; Streptophyta; Magnoliopsida; Malpighiales; Linaceae
Source: the annotation of a GenBank genome assembly
UGGCAGUUCAAAUCAAAUCUAAUUACGAAAUGGGCCGAGGUAAUUGAGGCCCAUCCAACAAAGACCAAUGAGCCCAGCCAGCCCACGAAAUCUAUCGGCUCUCAUUCUCUUAUCCGCCACUGUCAUUCAGCUGGGAGUUCGCCGCCCAACGCAGAAAUGGCGCUCUCCAACACACUGUCGCUGAAACUUCCCCUGAAUCCACAUCUUCAUCCAUCUCCCUCCAAUCUCCAUCCCCCCUCCCUUCCUCUCCGAUUCAAAUCCCUAACCAUCCAUAUCUCUACCUCCUUCAGCUCCCGGCUUCUGAAACUGCGAACUGUAACGAGAGCAGUCGAAGAGAGCCAGGAGGAGCAAACGGAAUCGGAGCAAUUGAAUGACUCCAGGGCGGCGGCGACGCCGAGCAAGAAAGAGGAGCAGAGCGAUUUGGGAGAAGAGAUCAGGCAGGCGAUGAUGGAGAGGAAGAAAGCGGAAGGCAGCGCCGGGGAUCUGUGGAGCGGAGUGGUGGAGGAGAUUCGAGAGAUAGAGUGGCCGUCCUUCGGUAAAGUUUUGGGAACCACCGGCGUGGUGCUGGGCGUCAUUGCUGGCUCCAGCGUCGCUUUGCUCACCGUCAAUGCCUUGCUGGCCGAGCUCUCCGAUAAGGUGUUCGCCGGUAGAGGCGUUCAGGAUUUCUUCAGUUAAGAAGAGGAAACCACGAUUGUUAUUCUGUACCUUUUCCCACAGCCACAGGAGUGUCGAUUGUAUUAUUACUUUUCUGCUUGAUCAAGUUAUCAUACGAACCCUGUAAUUCGGAAUCCUGUUUAUAUUCAUUCAGUCUGAGGCCGUUGAGCUCUACCGAAAAAUGGCGAUAGCUCGCAUUUCCUUUCCUUGCUCCAUAUCCUUCCUGUAUCGGAAUCGAACUUGCAGUGUCUCACUAGUCACUAGUAAUAAACGCAGACGGGCUUUAGAAAUUCCCUCAGACAAUACCUCAAACAAAUUUGGAUCGUGAAA